Molecule: messenger RNA, 255 nt
Organism: Asparagus officinalis (garden asparagus)
Lineage: Eukaryota; Viridiplantae; Streptophyta; Magnoliopsida; Asparagales; Asparagaceae
Product: protein SPIRAL1-like 2
Exons: 1
Coding region: 1-255 (84 amino acids)
Biological process (GO): cortical microtubule organization
Cellular component (GO): cortical microtubule, transverse to long axis
Source: RefSeq, a predicted model, not a curated record
AUGGGCCGUGGAGUCGGCAGUGGUAGGGGACAAAGUUCUCUGGGUUAUCUAUUCGGGACCGAUGAGGCUCCCAAACCUGCUGCCGUAAAUUCUACACUUGCUUUUGCUAAUAGUAUUGCACCUGUUGAGAAUCCAUAUGGCUCAUCUCCUGCACCUGACGGUAGCAAGCAGACUCCAUCUGGCAUUCAAGACAACCCCACAAACAACCACUUCCGAGCAGAUUGGCCAGAUUACUGGCAAUUCAUCACGGUAUGA